AUGCCUGCGAUACCUCAACACGAAAUCACCUUCGAGCAAAGCCUGCCCUUCGAUAUCUUUGAAGCUUCACGAUCUCACGACGAUCCGAUUGGGAUCUUUUGGUGGCAGCUUUAUUCCAGGGGCUCGACUUCAAAGACAAAACCCCAUCAUCCGGAGAUUGAGACAUAUGAUACAGGGCCGCCGGGUAAACCUUUAGAGCUCAGUCUGGCUUUGAAACUUCUUCAAAGUGUUGCAUCUCCCCACGAACUACGACUACGAUCCUCUGAACUAUGUCUGCAACCUUCCGAACUACGCCUACAACCUUCGAACUAUGCCUAUGACCUUCAAACCUCGUCCCAUACCAGUACACCCCCUCAAGGUACACCUACGCAUACAGCUAAGUACUCCAAAGUUCUGUUCUUGCACCCGACCUUCAAAUGA
Molecule: messenger RNA, 420 nt
Organism: Fibroporia radiculosa
Lineage: Eukaryota; Fungi; Basidiomycota; Agaricomycetes; Polyporales; Fibroporiaceae
Exons: 2
Coding region: 1-420 (139 amino acids)
Source: RefSeq, a predicted model, not a curated record